Anoplopoma fimbria (sablefish) is the source of this 1219-nucleotide messenger RNA. RefSeq names its product CD247 antigen like (gene cd247l). The coding region runs from base 165 to 563 and encodes 132 amino acids. The transcript has 7 exons. Lineage: Eukaryota; Metazoa; Chordata; Actinopteri; Perciformes; Anoplopomatidae. The record is from RefSeq and is a predicted model, not a curated record.
UUGUUCUGUGCUUUGAAGUUCACACAGUCAACGUCUCAGUCCAUUGGCAGGUAGUCAGUUCAGCCACUUCCUCUGAUCACGGAAAAAUAAAAGUGAAGCAACCAGACAAAAACAGAAGACUGUUUCUGCAGAACAGACAGACAGAGAGACGAGGAGGGAGAGUCAUGGACCCACAGACAACUGGUGUGUUUGUGCUGAUUGUGCUCCUGGUGCCCGUUACCGCUGAUGAUAUUUUUUUCACCGAUCCGGUCAUCUGCUACUGCCUGGACACGAUACUGGUUAUUUACUGCAUUGGUGCCACGGCACUAUACUUCAAAGAAAAGUUUUCCAAAAUCCCAUCUGUGGCUGCUGGAGAGCCUGACGAUAAUGGCUGCAUUUACCAGGAGCUUCAGAGACCAGCCGAUACUGAUCCUUACGAGAUGCUUAAUAUAUCAAAAACAAAAAAAAAAGCUGGCAAGAAAAAGAAAUCUGCGCCGGCCCCAGCUGAGGUGAGGGAUCAGGAUCCCUUUGAGUCCCUGAUCCCCAGUGGCUCCGCUCCUCCUCCUCCUCUGUCUCCCCGCUGAAGUCCAGCAUGGUCCAGAGACAGCAUUGCUAAUUUGAUCUGGAACAUUUAGCUGAAAAAGUGAUCCAAAAAGGCCAAGUAUUUUGAUGACCAAUUGAUUGGUUAAUAUAUCAAGCAAUAAUGAGAAACAUUCUCUGGAUCAAGCUUCUCAAAAAUGUUGAUUUUCUGCUUUCCUUUGUUGUGAUAAGUUUAUUUAAAAAAAUCAUAUUUUUGUAAUGAGCCUUUUCUUUUGCUAUUUUUAUGACAUUUUAUGAAUCAAGUAACAAAAUGACAAAUUUCUAUAAGCUGUUUCUGCCAGACUAUAAACUCUUACUUUUGCAUUUUCAUAUAUAAAAGCCACACUCGUGACUAUGAGGCUGCAAUUGAGCACAGCUGUUGCUGACUAGUAAAGCUAACAAUGCAUGCAGAUGUGUAGCAGGCACUUUGUCAUACCUGUUAUUUUGACGUGUUAGCACGUUGACAUUUACUUAUUAGUGCUAAACACAAAGUACAGCAGAAUCUGAUGAGUGUCGUGAUUUUUCAGUUAUAAAUUUGGAUCUCACAGUUGCAGUAUUAGGAGCCUCUAGAAAGGCUAAAAAUUGUGGCUUCUGGAUGCUGUAAAUUAUCACAACUGUAUUCUUCAUUUGUGUAACUGAAUGCCAAUAAAAGUCAAAGCAC